AAUGCGGGUCGGGCCGGCGCCGCCAGCACAGCCGCGCCGCUCGCUCGGGCUGCCGCCGGCGCUCACCCGCACGGACACGGACAGGGACACGGACACGGAGGGGCAGGUGUAGGGCCGCCGCCAUGCCCCGCUGAGCCCGCCCGCAGCCCGUCCGCAGCGCACACCCGCCGCCCCGGCUGCCCCGCAGCCCCCGCCCGCCGCCAAGCUGGAGGAGCGCCGCAAGCCCGAGCCCCGGAGGAUGGAGGACGAGGCAGUCCUGGAUAGAGGGGCUUCCUUCCUUAAACAUGUAUGYGAUGAAGAAGAAGUGGAAGGUCACCACACAAUUUACAUCGGGGUCCACGUGCCGAAGAGCUACAGGAGGAGGAGGCGUCACAGAAGAAGAMCAGGACACAAAGAAAAGAAAGAAAAGGAGAAAAUCUCAGAGAACUACUCGGACAAAUCGGACGUAGAAAAUGCUGACGAGACGAGCAGCAGCAUCCUUAAACCACUCA
Malurus melanocephalus (red-backed fairy wren) is the source of this 491-nucleotide messenger RNA. RefSeq names its product electrogenic sodium bicarbonate cotransporter 1-like. The transcript has 3 exons. Lineage: Eukaryota; Metazoa; Chordata; Aves; Passeriformes; Maluridae. The annotation marks the transcript as partial. The record is from RefSeq and is a predicted model, not a curated record.